Messenger RNA from Polistes dominula (European paper wasp), 680 nucleotides. It is a transcript of the gene Tim8, whose product is annotated as translocase of inner membrane 8. Lineage: Eukaryota; Metazoa; Arthropoda; Insecta; Hymenoptera; Vespidae. The record is from RefSeq and is a predicted model, not a curated record.
GGUUUUGAUAUAACCAAUUAGAGAAGAGAACAUUCUUCCCCUUAUUUCUCACUUAUCGAUAUCUAUCGAAGUUAGAAGUAUUGCAUAAACCUGAAGUUGGUUAACACGUGUGAGGUUGGAGAACAAAUAUUAAAAAUUAUUGUUAAAAAAGAUUCGUAUAAUAAUUUUUAAAUCAUGUCAAAUUUAAUGGACAGUUCUCUUGACAGUACUCCUCUUGACGAUGAUAUCAAACCAAAAAAAACUGAUACCGAAUUACAAGAAUUUUUAACCAUUCAAGAAGAGACGGCGCGAUUUAAUGCUCAGAUUCAUGAGUUUAAUGAAUUGUGUUGGGAUAAAUGCGUUGAUAAACCAGGAAAUAAAUUGGACAGUCGGACAGAAACAUGUUUAAAUAAUUGUGUGGACAGAUUUAUUGAUGUUUCAUUACUCAUUACUUCCCGGUUUGCUCAGUUGUUACAAAAAUCUGGUGGAAUAUAGAAUGCAUUUUAUUUCGUGUAUAUCUAUACAUUUAUAUACAUUUUAAUAAUGAAGUUAUUUAAUGUAUAUUAAAUUGUAAUUUAGGUAUAUGAUAAAUAUUUUUGAAUGACCUAAACUAUCUAUAAUUUUCGUUCUUAGGAAUCAGUUCUUACCGGUAAUUAAUAAUAUUGUUAUCAAAUAAAAACAAUGAAUUGAUAAAAGUAAAA